Condylostylus longicornis is the source of this 1471-nucleotide messenger RNA. RefSeq lists its product as uncharacterized. The record is from RefSeq and is a predicted model, not a curated record. The transcript has 4 exons. Bases 1139 to 1471 code for a protein of 110 amino acids. Lineage: Eukaryota; Metazoa; Arthropoda; Insecta; Diptera; Dolichopodidae.
UAUUGUCAGUAGAUAUUUUUUAAUGUUUUUAAGAAAUAGAUUAAGAUUUAGCCAAAAAAUCAGUCUCCUCUAUAAAAAGUCGAAACUAUAAUUUCUGGAGUUGCCAAAAUGAAAGAAAAAGGUCUUUUCAUAUUCUAUAUCUAAGACCUUAAAUUUUAAUUUUCUAAUUUAAAAAUAAUAUUAGCAACUCAUUCCAUUAACUGCCGAAAAAUUUUACUAUUUUUUCCCUUUUUAUUUUGCUUUACGUUUCGUAGAAUAGCUCAUAGGUGCACAAAUACAUAAAAUUAACAUUACUAUACAUUUACUAUAUAAAAUCAAAUUUUAACUGUUCUCUCAGAACUUAAUUUUACAUAAAUGUAUAUUUAUAUUGCAUAUAACAAUUAAACACACAAAAUUUAACAAUCGGUUAACUAACAAAACAGAAUAAAAACCAGCCGAAUAUUUCAUAACCAUUUAAACACCCUACAUUACGGUUUUGACAACAAAUCUAAAACAUUAUAUGAGAGAAUUCUAUUUAUAUAACUACAUAAAUACAAGUAGAUAUACUAUAUUUUUACCUAGAAAUUUUGAAAUUAAGGUGGCUAAUGUUUUAAUCAAAUAUAUAACAAUAAUUAUGUAUAUAGGUAUAUAAAUUUCUGUGAGAAAAAUCUGUAUAACAAACAUAUAACAUAGUAAUAAAAAACAGGAUAAGGUAUAAGAAGAAAAAUUUUCCGAAAAAAAAAAACAGAAAAAAAAUUUAUUAUACAAUACCCAGGAUAAAACAAAAUAUUUAACCUGUAAAAUAAAUAGCUUGUGUAAAAAAUAUAUAAAAUAAUAUUAAACAAAACAACAACAAACAAAACAAGCAAACAAAACCGUAAACAAUAGAAAGAAAAGAAGAGAACAAGAAGAGAAGAAAAAAGAGAAGAAAAUCAAAUAUUAAUUCUCACUGGUCCAGAUGAAUGCUUCAAAAUUUUUUAGGCUUCAGAAAAAUAAAAAUAAGAAAGAAAAAAACAAAUAACAAAAUUGAAAACAAGCAACCAAAAAAAUAUUGAAUUGAAAUUUUCAACAACGCAAACAAACAGAACAACAAAUCAGAAAACAAACAUAUAAAAAAAUCAUUUUAGAAUAAAAAACAAUAAAAAUAAAAUUCUCCAAAAUGGGUACAGUUAUAUGCCACCCAUUAGAACCUGGUGGUAGCUGUAGUAGAGUUACACCAGAUGGUGCUAUCGGUUUAAUAACCGAUGUUACGGCUGAAUGUCAUCAUUGUGUUACAAAUUGUUUACCAAGUAUAAUUGUUGGUGGACAUCAUCCGCAUGGUGAACGAUUUUACACGAGAACUUCAUCAUCUGGGAUUACUUGCUCUGAGAGUGCUUAUAUUUUGGCUAUUGGACAACCAAAAAUUUCGGUUACUGAAGGAUUACUCGAUAGCCAAAAAGGAGCUAAAGAGGAGGUAUUUAUUUUGAACACAGGAAAUCGGCAUUUACGAUAA